Peromyscus eremicus (cactus mouse) is the source of this 2413-nucleotide messenger RNA. Its product is annotated as neuroligin-4, X-linked-like. Gene Ontology annotation, biological process: chemical synaptic transmission; presynaptic membrane assembly; synaptic vesicle endocytosis. Gene Ontology annotation, molecular function: signaling receptor activity; neurexin family protein binding. Gene Ontology annotation, cellular component: synapse; cell surface; postsynaptic specialization membrane. The coding region runs from base 57 to 2396 and encodes 779 amino acids. NCBI's taxonomy places the organism in Eukaryota, Metazoa, Chordata, Mammalia, Rodentia, Cricetidae. The record is from RefSeq and is a predicted model, not a curated record. The transcript has 8 exons.
CGGGGUUCGCGCCCGUGUGCCCGCAGCCGCUGGACGAGCGCGCGCUGCCCCGCGACAUGCUGCCCGUGUGGUUCUCGGCCGCCGGCCCCGACGCGCUGGGCGCCUACCUGCAGGAGCAGAGCGAGGACUGCCUGUUCCUCAACCUCUACGUGCCCGCCGCGCCCGACGACGUGCACGACCCCGGCGGGCGGAAGCCCGUGAUGGUUUACAUCCACGGCGGCUCCUACAUGGAGGGCACCGGGAACAUGAUCGACGGCAGCGUGCUGGCGAGCUACGGCAACGUCAUCGUCGUCACCGUCAACUACCGCCUGGGCGUGCUGGGCUUCCUGAGCACGGGCGACCAGGCCGCCAAGGGCAACUACGGGCUCCUGGACCAGAUCCAGGCGCUGCGCUGGGUGGAGGAGAACGUCGGCGCCUUCGGCGGGGACCCCAAGCGCGUCACCAUCUUCGGCUCCGGCGCCGGCGCCUCCUGCGUCAGCCUCCUCACGCUCUCACACUACUCCGAAGGCCUCUUCCAGAAGGCAAUCAUCCAGAGCGGCACGGCGCUGUCCAGCUGGGCCGUCAACUACCAGCCGGCCAAGUACGCGCGGGCGCUGGCGGAGCAGGUCGGCUGUGGCGGCGCGGACACGGGCGAGCUGGUGGCCUGCCUGCGCCGGGCGGGCUGGCGGGAGCUGUCGCGCCCCCGCGUGGCGCCCGCCGCCUACCACGUGGCGUUCGGCCCGGUGAUCGACGGCGACGUGAUCCCCGACGACCCGCAGAUCCUGAUGGAGCAGGGCGAGUUCCUCAACUACGACAUCAUGCUGGGCGUCAACCAGGGCGAGGGGCUGCGCUUCGUGGACGGCGUGGUGGGUUCGCCCGCGGGCGUCUCGCCGGGCGCCUUCGACGCGGCGGUGUCCGAGUUCGUGGACCGGCUCUACGGCUACCCCGAGGGCAAGGACGCGCUGCGGGAGACGAUCAAGUUCAUGUACACGGACUGGGCGGACCGGGAGAACGCGGAGGCGCGGCGGAAGACGCUGGUGGCGCUGUUCACCGACCACCAGUGGGUGGCGCCCGCCGUGGCCACGGCCGACCUGCACGCGCAGUACGGCUCGCCCACCUACUUCUACGCCUUCUACCACCACUGCCAGAGCGACGCCAAGCCCGCCUGGGCCGACGCCGCGCACGGCGACGAGCUGCCCUACGUCUUCGGCGUGCCGCUGCUCGGGCCCACCGACCUCUUCGCCUGCAACUUCUCCCGCAACGACGUCAUGCUCAGCGCCGUCGUCAUGACCUACUGGACCAACUUCGCCAAGACCGGGGACCCGAACCAGCCGGUGCCGCAGGACACCAAGUUCAUCCACACGAAGCCGAACCGGUUCGAGGAGGUGGCGUGGACCAAGUACAACCCCAAGGACCAGCUCUACCUGCACAUCGGGCUGAAGCCGCGCGUGCGCGACCACUACCGCGCCACCAAGGUGGCCUUCUGGCUCGAGCUGGUGCCGCACCUGCACAGCCUGCACGACAUCUUCCAGUACGUCUCCACCACCACGCGGGCCCCGCCACCGCCCGACAUGACCGCCUACCCCGGCACGCGCCGCGCCCCCCAGGCCAAGCUCUGGCCCGCCACCAAGCGCCCGUCCGUGACCGCCGCGGCCGCCAACGCCGGUCGAGGCGGCGUCGGCGGCGUACCCCGCGGCAUCGGCGCGAGCGGCAACCCUCGGGACGCGGCGAACACGCGGCCGGCCGAGGACGCCACGGUGCUGAUCGAGACCAAGCGCGACUACUCGACGGAGCUGAGCGUGACCAUCGCGGUGGGCGCCUCGCUGCUCUUCCUCAACAUCCUGGCCUUCGCCGCGCUCUACUACAAGAAGGACAAGCGGCGCCACGAGACGCACCGGCGGCACCACCACCACCACCACCACCACCAGCAGCACCAGCACCACGCGGCCACCGCGGCGGCCACCACGGCGGCGGCGGCGGCCACGCUCCCCCGGGGCGGCCACGUGGCCGGAAGUGACGGCCUCGGGCUGGGCCGCGACGACGACGACCUCCUGUCCUCGGCGAAGCCGCCGUUGCCGCCGACCGGCGCCGUGGGGAUGCCGGGGCGCCACGAUGGCGGCAUAGGCGGCAUCAGCGGCGGCGUCGGCAUCGGCGUCGGCGGCGUCGGCGGCGUCGACGACGUGGCGGGCCUGCGCGUCACGUGCCCGCCCGACUACGCGCUGACGCUGCGGCGCUCGCCCGACGACAUCCCGCUGAUGGCGCCCAGCACCAUCACCAUGAUCCCCAACAGCCUGACGGGGCUUCCGCCGCCGCUGCACACGUUCAACGCGUUCGCCGCCGCCGCCGUGGGGGCCGCCGGCGCCGCCGGGCAGAACGGAUCGAACCUGCCCCACGGGCACUCCACCACCCGCGUAUAGUACCGCCGGGGCGCGGG